This is a messenger RNA of Funneliformis geosporum, 455 nucleotides long. The record is from the annotation of a GenBank genome assembly. Lineage: Eukaryota; Fungi; Glomeromycota; Glomeromycetes; Glomerales; Glomeraceae.
GAGAAAAAAAAAUUGGAAACAAAGCCACAUCUAAUGAAAAAAAUAUCACAGUAGUAACUGAAUUAGGCAAAAUUGAUAUUAUGACUGCUAUUCGGCAGGAUAGAUUAAGUAAUAGAGAUUUUUAUUAUUACUGUGAAAAUAAUUAUUCUUUUGUAAUCGCUGAGAUUAUCACAGUAUUUGAGAAACGUGGAUCAAGUUAUGUUCGUAUAGACUUAUUAACAGGCUUAAAUGAGGGAAAGAUCCAUGCGCGUUUAUAUGAUCUUAAGUCAGAUUCAGCAUGUGAAUUUACUCCUAUUAUAAACCAAAAUUGCAUACAAUUCAUAUGUGAAUCUAGCUCAUUUCAUUUUGUUGCAUAUUUGGGUUCUGUAUCAGAAGAAUAUCACGGAGCUUCUCACUGGUUAGGAAAAAUGAUAAAAUUGUGUGAUCUUCAAUAUGCAACAUUUUCAUUUUGUUGA